Molecule: messenger RNA, 1849 nt
Organism: Ostrea edulis (European flat oyster)
Lineage: Eukaryota; Metazoa; Mollusca; Bivalvia; Ostreida; Ostreidae
Exons: 3
Coding region: 1361-1834 (157 amino acids)
Source: RefSeq, a predicted model, not a curated record
UCAGUGUCCUCAAAAAUCGUCUUUUGUGAAAUAUCUGAACGGGGAUCACUGACAAUAUGUCUACAGGCUUAUUAGUGUUUGAAACUUUGUAUAAAAUUAAACUAAAUGCAAUCGUAGAGUUUGUGAUUAUGUAUGAAAAUCUUAAAGCCGCUUAAUGUCAUCACACCGAUGCCGCAUGGAACGGUAGAUACAGCCUUGUUAACGACUCCGUAGAAGUAUUACAAACCAAAAGUAAAAUCGGCUUUACUACUUAUCUCAAUACGUUCGACGUGACGCUGGAAGUGAUUGGUUGUAUUUUGUUUAAUGUCCCCUCUCGAGAACUUUUCACUGAUAUGGAGACGUCCCCAAUACCACUGAAGGGCUUCAAAGUUAAGCCUAUGCUCGGCGCUUACAGCCAUAAAACGAUGAGAGUUCUUUAGCAUGCUACACUUACUGUGACACGGGGCAUCCAUUUUUACGAUAAUCCCCGAGGUCCCGUGACAUUCACACCUGAUGCCGAGCGUUUGGUGAUGGAACUGUUACCACCUGUUCUAACGACGGGAUUUGAACCGUGAACUUCCACAUGUGGGGCGAAUGUUCAACCUCUAAAAACGAAACUCGGACAGGGACAAUCAGGUUGCAAACGAGCAUUAUGUUCAUAGAGCAAUCAACAUGAUGUAAUUUACAAAUUAAAUAUUCAUUUAUAAGAAAAUAUGUUAGUGACUAAAUUGUUUUAAAGAUAAAUACGUCCGAUUUCUCUUUUUUAAAACCAAAGUGUCGCUUUUUUCUGGUAACAUUACAGGCUAAUACUACUAAUCGAUGAUGUAAAACAAUAAAUCACAUCUCAUGCCAAGAAUUUUGAUGUGAAUGCUAGAAUGAUAUUUUUGUGUAAGGUAUCUUACAUUAUAUUUGAUUUUUUUUUCAACCAUGUAAAAAUGCCACCAGCUUUAUUGGGGAGUGUAGGGUUGUAAGGACCAGAUAAGCCAGUCUGAAUAUGAUAUCAAACUUAUACUUUCAUGAUGCCGGGCUUCUGCACUCUAUCGCAAAGACCACUUAAGAUCUAUGGUUUUUCCCAUAAAGCAUGUCACCAAUAUAAUUUUCGGUCUUUUAACAAGAAAAAGCAAAGGUGAUUGGCAUGCAUUAUCACAACUAGAAAGGCACCUGUAUAAACUAUAUUUUUAUCUAACUGCGAUUAAGAGCCUUUGUGUGGUUUAACAAUAGUUUUAAUACCUGUGUGUAAUAGUAUAUCUUUCCGCAUUCCAAAAAAUAAAACUUUGGAAAUUGAAUUAUGAAUUUUCACUCGCUUCGGUACUGUAUUUACAUGUUACACCAGCAACAGAAGUUCAGGUCUUUGAAAUAGAAGUUCCAGAAAUCGAAAAAUAUGGAUGAUGUCAACAUCAUUUGCGCAACCAACGACUCUUUGUGCAAAGAAAUUUUGAAAAACUUUUUGACAUCAAUCCAAAAAGAUUACUUACUUAAAAAUGUACAGAAAAAGAAUGAUAAAGAAACAGUUUUAUCAAAAUCUUCAAUAUUCGUAUUCUUAAACUGUCCAGAAAUCAAUGAAGAUAUCAAUGCUGCAUUAAAUGGCGUCAAUCCAAAAGAAUAUUUCAUUAUGAUGAUUAUUGUUUCGCAUGGACGGCGAUGUGAAAAGAGUUGUAACCCAAGUUUCACUGUCAGCAGUAAAGUUAGAAUGUGGUGUUCUAUUUGGGGCGCAGAAGACAACACGUGUCCCAAUACAGAAGAGAAUAUGAAUGCAAAUAUCAUGUUGGAUUGUUUCUUAAAAAUAAUUAACAGCCAAUGUGCCAAAAUGAUGGAUAUUAAUGGAAAAGAAGGCAUUCCAUGUACACGUAAGUAAACAAAUUUAUAGCAA